ACAGAUGGCAGUAAUGCAACACUAUGGAUGCCAACUGCCGUAAAAAUCCAACGAAGAAGAAGAAGAAGAAUCCAACGCAUUUCAUUGGCUGUUUCCGAGGCGGGAGUUUGAGUCAGAUUAUGGAACAUUCGUGAUAACAUAACAUAUCAGCUCUGCUCUUUUACUAACCUGGACAACCUAUAAAAAUAGGAAAUUGUCUAUUUCUUCGAACCGGAGUGCAUUUUAAACUUUUGCGUCAGUCUAGUGGUUUGAAAAGGGGUGUUAGUGAGAUCUAAAGAAAUGGCAACUGGAUUACCGCUUUAGUUUGACAACAACUAAUUUACUGUCAACUCUCAACCAGCACGUCUCGUGCGUGUUCGCUCGUGAACGUCAACCUAAUCCGGGCGCGUCUCUUUCAACGGUCAACUUUAACAAAAGACCUUAAAUCCGCGUUAAACACGGAAACUUUGUGGAAAUAGUUUUAUAUCUUCACCUGGACAUGGAUCCCUACCGCCAUUCGCGAUAUGAAAGCUCAAAUCAAGGGAGGGAGAAUAAAAUGCAUCGAAAGAAAGUAUUUGGAGUCGGAGUGUUAUCUCAGGGCAAUUCAGGCACCGAGGACGGAGAAAAGAAACCUACAUUUCACUUGAACAUCAGAACACUUACUGAUGAUGUGCUGGACAGAUUUUCCAGUAUCCGGAUCCCUGGCAGUAAAAAGGAACGGCCACCCCUCUCCCACAUGUCAAAGCAAUCCUCUUCUGGUGACUGGUCCACUUCCUCUGAAUUUGAGGAGCUUUCUACAAAGAUUACAUCAGAGAAGGAAAUCCUUGCCAUCUUUGAAAAAAUGAUGGAGGAUAUGAAUCUAAAUGAAGAGAAGAAAGCGCCACUCAGAGAGAAGGACCUGAGCACAAAAAGGGAAAUGGUCCUUCAGUACAUCAUCACAGCUGCAAAAACUGGUAGUUUGAGGAGCAGCAGUCAGAUCUCUCCUCAGGAGUUCCUGAGCGAACUGAAAUGUGGUGCCACCGAUGAGAGACUGUUUGGCUGUUUGGACUCCCUCAGAGUGUCACUUACUAGCAAGCCAGUCAGCUGGGUGCAGAGUUUUGGCCAUGAGGGUCUGGGCCUCCUGUUGGAUACGCUGGAGAAGCUCCUUCUUAAAAAACACCAAGAAAUGGUGGAUAAGAAGAAUCAACACAAAGUCAUUCAGUGCCUCAAGGCUUUUAUGAACAACAAGUAUGGACUGGAGCGGAUCCUUGGAGAGGAGAAGAGUCUGGCACUGUUGGCCCAAGCCAUUGACCCUGGUCAGCCAGCCAUGAUGACAGAUGUGGUCAAACUGCUGUCUGCAAUCUGCAUUGUGGGAGAAGAAAAUACUUUGGAGAAGGUCCUUGAGGCCAUCACCACGGCAACUGAGGGAAGAGGGGUGGCCCGCUUUAACCCUAUCGUUCAAGGUCUUAAUGUUCGCUCGGUCCAAUUACAGGUGGCUUGCAUGCAGCUCAUCAAUGCCCUUGUAACGUCUCCUGAUGAGUUGGACUUCAGGCUGCACAUCCGAAAUGAAUUUAUGCGCUGCGGCCUGCGAGAGAUCCUGCCGAGCCUGAACACUGUAAAAAAUGAUGCUCUGGAUAUCCAGCUGAAGGUCUUUGAGGAGCACAAAGAGGAGGACAUGAUUGAGUUCUCCCAUCGCCUGGAGGACAUCAGGAGUGAACUCGAUGAUAUUGGAGAUGUCUUUAAUGUGUUAUACUCCUCUGUGAAGAACACAAGCACUGAGAGCCAUUUUCUUUCCAUACUACAGCACCUGCUUCUGAUCAGGAAUGACUGUUUCACACAGCCUCAGUAUUUUAAGAUCAUAGAGGAGUGUGUGUCUCAAAUUGUCCUUCAUCGUAGCGGCACAGAUCCUGACUUUGAAUACCGCAAGCGUUUAGAUGUGGACUUCAGCCACCUGUUAGAGGUGUGUGUGGAUAAAGCCAAGGCUGAGGAGUUUGAACAGAGGGCUGAGAAGUUGGCUCAAAAGCUUGAGGAGGAGUUCCUGAGCAGACAGGAAGCUCAAGCCCAGUUGUUGAAGAAAGAGGAGAAGAUCAGUGAGCUGGAAGCUGAACUUCAGUCCUAUAGAAACCAGUUUGGAGCAGUUCCAGUGGCCUUGCCUUCAACUGCCUCUUCCUUAUGUCCCAAUGCCCCACCUCUUCCUCCACCUGCUCCUGGAACUCAAGCUCCACCACCCCCUCCACCUCCACCACCUCCACCAGGUUGUGCCUCCAUGCCUGGGAUGCCUCCACCACCACCUCCUCCUCUGGGGAUGGGCGCGCUGAUAUCCUCCACAAUUAAACUCAUAUUGCCUUUUGGCCUCAAACCCAAGAAGGAAUUCAAGCCAGAUACUUCCAUUAAGCGCCUCAAUUGGUCAAAGAUCUCACCCCAGGAGAUGUCCGAGAACUGUUUUUGGGUCAUCGCCAAAGAGGACCGUUACGAGAAUGAGGAUCUGCUGUCCAGGCUCGCCACCACUUUCAGCACACAGAGAGCUGAAGCCAAAGCUCGACGAGAAGAUGAGAACCUGGAGGAGAAGAAAUCCAUCAAAAAGAGGGUCAAAGAAUUGAAGGUGCUGGACCCGAAGAUAGCACAGAACCUCUCCAUUUUCCUGGGGUCAUUCCGUAUGCCCUAUGAGGAGAUCAGGAGAAUUAUUUUAGAGGUGGACGAGGAUCAGCUGACUGAGCCCAUGAUCCAGAAUCUCGUGAAGUACCUGCCUGAACAGCAGCAGUUGAACGCGCUGGUCAAGUACAAAAGUGAAUAUGCCAACCUCUCUGAACCGGAGCAGUUUGGAGUAGUGAUGAGUAGCGUGAAGCGUCUGAGGCCCAGGCUCAACUCCAUCUUGUUUAAGCUGCAGUUUGAAGAGCAAGUGAGUAACUUGCGUCCGGACAUCAUGGCGGUGAACGCAGCCUGUGACGAGGUGAGGAAGAGCAAAUCUUUCAGCAGGCUGCUGGAACUCAUUCUGCUCAUGGGGAACUUCAUGAACGCUGGCUCGCGGAACGCCCAGACCUUCGGCUUUAACCUCAGCUCGCUCUGCAAGUUGAAGGACACCAAAUCGGCUGAUCAGAAGUCCACUCUCCUGCACUUCCUUGUAGAGGUCUGUGAGGAGAAAUUCCCUGAAGUACUGAAGUUUGUGGAGGAUCUACAGCAUGUGGACCAGGCCAGUCGAGUAUCGGCGGAAAACCUUGAGACGAGUCUGAGACAGAUGGAGAAGCAGCUGCUACAGUUGGAGAAGGAUCUGGACUCUUUCAGCUCCACAGACGACCAGCAGGACCUGUUCCACAGCAAGAUGGCAAGGUUUUCUACACAGGCGAGAGAUCAGUACCAGAAGCUGGUGAUCAUGCACAGUAAUAUGAUGACCCUUUACCUCAACAUGCUGAAGUAUUUCGCCAUCGACCCCAAGAAGACCUCCGUGGAGGAACUCUUCACUGACCUCAGCAACUUCAGAGCCAUGUUCAUGCAAUCAGUGAAGGAGAAUGCAAGGAGAAGAGAGGCGGAUGAGAAGCAGAGGAAAGCAAGGAUUGCCAAAGAGAAGGCGGAACGAGAGAAGCAGGAGCAGCAGAUGAAGAAGAAGAGACUGCUGGGGGUCAACACAGAGAACGAUGACACUGGUGUGAUGGAUUGUCUGCUGGAGGCACUACAGUCUGGAGCCGCUUUCAGAGACCGCAGGAAAAGAGCACCCCGACCCCGAGAUCAACCAACACAAGUUCUCAGUCUGAGUCCACAAAGAGCUGUUCUGAAAGACUGCAACCACGAAAACAUGAAGGCACCUCUGCAAAGGUCACGAUCGCGUCAGAAUAUCAAUUUCAACUCGACCCGAGCACCCACUGCCAAGGAGCCUCAUUACGAGAGUGAACCCCAUCCUUCUGCAGCCCACAGGCUGACCCACCGGCCCGAGGGGGAGAAAGAAAAAGCCAGAGCACGAGAGAAGGAAAAAGAGCAAACUCCAACGCUUUGCUCAUCCAGUGGUGACACAGACGUAGAGGCCUUGCUUGCCCGGCUGCGUGCCCUGUGAUGACAUCACCGCUUCCCCAGACCUCUCGAGUUUGACCUAUGUAGUCAGUACGGUGACACGGACACAAAAAAGAAACACAGAGCGCAGUCACUUUUUGCUAAUAAAUGCCGCAGGGUUGCGCUCAUACACGCAAAGGAAAAGUCUUAACAAUUAACCUUUCUCUGCCCUUUUACCUCUAACAACAGACUUGUCCACAGAAGUGCGAGUCUUUGUGUUGGUUGGGUCCAGGAUAAAAACUCAGUUUUUUACGCAGCUAAUUACUAGACCGUUUAGAGUGACCUUUGGGCCAAGCACUUGUCUUUUUUAUGUCACAAACAGACCAAUUAUUACUCUUUAAAAGGCUUCAUGUUGCUUUUUAAGACACAUACAAUGCGCAUUUUCACAUACAUAGACGUUUGACCUAUUCAAAUAACGGUUCAAAUUUAUGAAAUCCCUUUCCACAUUCAGACUUAUUUUACCUCUUUCAUAUAAACCAAAAAUAUUUUAGCAUCUUUAAUAACAUAGCUAUAUCUCAACAUGUUUAUUAUAAAUAUAAAUCACUUUUUUUUUCCCCUGCAUGACUCUUUUUGACCUAUGUUUGUAUUCAUUUAUAUGUAUUCAAAUUAAUAAAAAGUUUUAAUAUGCAUGGAAAUAUUAUAUAUACUUAAAAACAACUACUUGUGUACUUACUUUUUUCUGUUUUUGAUAAUAAAAAGAAUGUAUUAGUUGGGUUUUGGCCCUCUCAAGAGAGACGGCACUAUGCAAGAGCAGUGGUUCAGUAUUAGGAGAGCCACUGACAGCAGAUCCCCGAGUGCCAGGAGUAUUUGUACUGCUUAGCAAACCUCACUGAUGUAAUGCACUCUACUCUUCUGCACAUUUGUUCUUGGAUCUGCGGCUUUUCCAAAUAACAAUUCCUUUGUUUUGUUAGACAUUUGAUUUCUUUGGUUUCCUUUUUGUGUUUGUUUGUCAUGUUGUGUGCACGUGUUUUCUCAUUGUAAAAUUGACAAGUUUUCAUGUUCUUCCUCGUGAUGUUUUCUGUAUUAUUCCUGAUGUGAUUUUCCUCUGUCCUGCUGUCAAUCAGGUGUGACAUUGGUCUGAGAUUACCUGUGAAAUCACAUCUCUUCUCUCCCUUCCAUUCUCCCUGGACUUACUACACUCCCAUCACCUUUUUUUGAUUCUUUGAAACAACAUUCCAGUUAUUGGAUAGACAUUAUUGCAGUGACAUUCUUUUGUGAAAUGUUUCAAAUAAAAUAAAGAAAAG
Carassius auratus (goldfish) is the source of this 5243-nucleotide messenger RNA. RefSeq names its product protein diaphanous homolog 3. The coding region runs from base 479 to 4003 and encodes 1174 amino acids. The transcript is spliced from 29 exons. Gene Ontology annotation, biological process: actin filament polymerization; actin cytoskeleton organization. The record is from RefSeq and is a predicted model, not a curated record. Gene Ontology annotation, cellular component: actin filament. NCBI's taxonomy places the organism in Eukaryota, Metazoa, Chordata, Actinopteri, Cypriniformes, Cyprinidae. Gene Ontology annotation, molecular function: actin binding; small GTPase binding.